GUGCACAUAAAUUUGAAUUCAGCCUCAAAGUGAUUUUCGGUGAAAAUGAAUGCGAAAUUAAUGGAAAGAGAUCUUCAAAGCCCCAGAUUACCUUCAGCUGCCCGAUCUCGGCAUCACAGAAAAUCAACUGAGGCUUUUCCAGAUGUUGUGAAGUUGAAUGCAACUGAUUUGCUCCUCAAUGACCAAAACAAAUAUAGAUCAUUGUGGAUUCGGACAUAUUCGUCUGUCUGGAUGCUUUUGUGCUUCAUAUUGGUUGUUUACUUGGGUCACCUUUAUCUCUGGGGUAUGAUCGUCAUCAUCCAAAUCUUAAUGACAAGUGAGCUGUUUAAUCUGCUUAGAAGAGCUCAUGAAGAUAGACGUCUUCCAGGAUUCAGACUUCUCAAUUGGCACUUCUUUUUCACUGCAAUGCUGUACGUGUAUGGUCGCAUUCUUGGUCAACAAAUACGACACGCUGUAACUCCUGAAAAGUUCUUCUACAAGCUUGCAACAAGUUUCAUGAAGUACCAAAUGGUUAUAUGUUAUUUCUUAUAUAUUGCAGGGUUCAUGUGGUUCAUUCUUACGCUAAAGAAGAAGAUGUACAAGUAUCAAUUUAGUCAGUAUGCAUGGACACACAUGAUUUUGAUAGUCGUGUUUACGCAAUCUGCAUUCACUGCUGCCAAUAUCUUUGAAGGGAUAUUCUGGUUUCUCCUCCCAGCAUCACUUAUUGCGAUUAAUGAUGUAGCCGCUUAUUUCUUUGGUUUUUUCUUCGGAAAAACGCCUCUUAUCAAGCUUUCUCCGAAGAAGACAUGGGAGGGCUUUAUAGGAGCAUCAAUCGCAACAGUUAUUUCAGCAUUUUUUCUUGCAAAUGUUUUGGGCCGUUACCAGUGGCUUACAUGCCCGAGAAAGGAUUUAUCCACAGGUUGGCUUGAAUGUGAUCCUGGUCCUCUUUUCAAGCCAGAAAUUUUUGUGUUACCCGGAGAAAUAACUCAAUGGUUACCAUGGAAAGAAAUAGCAGUUUUACCGGUUCAGUGGCAUGCUUUAUGCCUUGGUUUAUUUGCAUCAGUUAUAGCACCAUUUGGAGGGUUUUUUGCAAGUGGGUUUAAGAGAGCCUUUAAAAUUAAGGAUUUUGGUGGCAGUAUUCCCGGACAUGGUGGCUUUACAGACCGAAUGGACUGUCAGAUGGUAAUGGCUGUCUUUGCAUACAUCUACCAUCAGUCGUUUGUUAUCCCGCAAUGUUAUCCAGUUGAGAUCCUGUUGGAACAGAUAUUAAGGAGCCUCACGUUCGAGGAACAAGAGUUACUUCUUGCAAAACUGAAGGAGGUAAUAGAGGGGAGACGAUUAGAGCAUUAAUCGAUUUAAUUGUCUCGCAUUAAUCGCCAACUAAGCAUGUCAUAUCAAGGGAGUUGUUCAUUCUUUAAUUCAUUUAGUCAUUGAUUAGAGGUUUGUAAUUUGUUGUAUUUCCUAUGUAUCAUGUAUAAAAUUAGGAUGAAAACAUAUGCACGCGCUAGUAGAUUUCAAGAUGAUUCAUUUUUCAUCCGACCAGCUACAUUACCUCAAA
This is a messenger RNA of Helianthus annuus (common sunflower), 1537 nucleotides long. RefSeq names its product phosphatidate cytidylyltransferase 1. Gene Ontology annotation, molecular function: phosphatidate cytidylyltransferase activity. The record is from RefSeq and is a predicted model, not a curated record. NCBI's taxonomy places the organism in Eukaryota, Viridiplantae, Streptophyta, Magnoliopsida, Asterales, Asteraceae. The transcript is spliced from 11 exons. The coding region runs from base 46 to 1329 and encodes 427 amino acids. Gene Ontology annotation, cellular component: endoplasmic reticulum membrane.